AUGCAGACGUAUUGUGAAGAAUAUAAAAAUGAUCUUCGCGAACGAUUUAAGGACUACGGCGAGACAUGGAUGUAUUUUCCUGAUGGCAAUUACAAACCUCGUGUGAUUUAUUUGCAACAACCAGAAGGUCCUGGAGAAUCAAAAAUAGGAAAAGAACAUUUGAUUACUUUUGAAUUAUAUACUAGAUCAUCUUCAAAGCAGCCUGUGUCAUUAGAACCUCCUCCAGUAGAACGUGAAAACGAAGUAGACCCAAUAACCUCAUUAUUGACUAUCGAGAAUUUUAACCCGGCUUUGGAGACAAAGGUAUUGAUUCAUGGCUGGAUGUCAGGAGGAAACUCGUCUUUUGCAGUUGACAUCAGAAACUCUUAUCUGGAAAGCAGAGAUUGUAAUGUUAUUGUUGUGGAUUGGGCACCACUCAGUUCAAACUUAUUUUAUCCGAUACCAAUGCAGGAUACAAGAAUUGUUGGCGGAAAACUAGCCCGUCUGCUUGAUUAUUUGGUGAAGCACCACGGAGCUGAUUUGAAUCGAGUCCACCUGGUGGGUCACAGUCUCGGUGCCCAUGCAGCCGGAUAUGCUGGUUCCCUUGUCACCACUGGCAAGCUCGCAAGAAUUACUGGCUUAGACCCUGCGCUACCCGGCUUUCGAUUGCUUUCAUCCCCCGAUCGAAGGCUGGACCCCACAGAUGCUGAGUUUGUUGACGUGAUACACACUUGCGGUGGUGUCCUUGGUUAUUGGGACCCUAUAGGCCACGCUGAUUUCUACCCCAACGGCGGCGCACCUAGUCAGCCGGGUUGCUGUUGCGGUUACCCAGAAAUCGUCGAGGCUUGCAGCCACGGCAGAGCUCAUGAAUUCUUUGCUGAAUCCGUCAUAUCUCGAGAGUUUUUGGCUCGACGAUGUGUCGACUGGCGCGCCUUUAUAACAGGGAAAUGCGAAACCGGCGAAGAAGUAGUCAUGGGAGACUGGCUGGACAAAAGCGCGCGAGGCGCUUUUUACCUCGUUACAGCCGCAAAGAAACCUUACGCUAUGGGUGAAGUAAAUGUAGAAAAUACUAUCACCAGAAAAUAA
Ctenocephalides felis (cat flea) is the source of this 1065-nucleotide messenger RNA. RefSeq names its product putative endothelial lipase. The transcript is spliced from 6 exons. Gene Ontology annotation, biological process: lipid metabolic process. NCBI's taxonomy places the organism in Eukaryota, Metazoa, Arthropoda, Insecta, Siphonaptera, Pulicidae. The record is from RefSeq and is a predicted model, not a curated record. Bases 1 to 1065 code for a protein of 354 amino acids. Gene Ontology annotation, molecular function: lipase activity.